This is a messenger RNA of Musa acuminata AAA Group (dessert banana), 1363 nucleotides long. Its product is annotated as myb-related protein Zm1-like. The coding region runs from base 239 to 1141 and encodes 300 amino acids. The transcript has 3 exons. Lineage: Eukaryota; Viridiplantae; Streptophyta; Magnoliopsida; Zingiberales; Musaceae. The record is from RefSeq and is a predicted model, not a curated record.
GAAAACGAGGGCACUCCCACCAACUUAGUUGAAUGUAUGGAGUGGCCUCUCUCUCGUAGAAAAGCACAGGAUGCAGAACAUGGUAGAAUGUCCCAACUCCAAGUAACCAGUUGCUGGUAGAGAGAAUCCCAGAUGGUUAUUAUCCCCUAUAUAGUAUAAGCUCACUUCAAUGGUUAUUGGCAGCUAUACAAGUGGAAGCUGAGGUACAACAGAGAGAGAGAGAGAGAGAGAGAGAGAGAUGGGUCGUCGAGGGCGAGCGCCCUGCUGCGAUAAGGUGGGGCUGAACAAGGGUUCAUGGUCGCUGGAAGAAGACAUGAGACUGAUAGCCUACAUUGAGAAGCACGGCCACGGGAACUGGCGAGCUCUUCCCAAGCUUGCAGGUUUGCUGCGAUGCGGUAAGAGCUGCCGGUUGAGGUGGAUCAACUAUCUUCGGCCGGACAUCAAGCGUGGGAACUUCACCAAGGAGGAAGAGGAUGCCAUAAUCGAGCUUCACAGGCUGCUAGGCAACAAGUGGUCGAAAAUUGCGUCCUGCCUACCGGGAAGAACCGACAACGAGAUCAAGAACAUGUGGAACACGCACUUGAAGAAGCGACUGGCGUCCCGAGAGCGGAAAUCGCUGGCGACGCAGAAACCAGAAGACUCGCAGAGCUCGUCUUCUUCGAGCGCCUCCCGCUCUUGCUCCGAUCACGGAGAGAGCAAGAGCGAUGAGGAGGGAAACGAGGACCCAAGUUUGUACUUCACCGAUCUGUCCGUCGAAAUGAUCGAGGCUCCCAUCGGGCCCGACAUGGACAUGUGGGGCGUGGCGGAGUACGACACUCACCAAGAAGAGGCGGCCGUGAUCGUACCGGAAUUCCUGAGCAUGAUGGAAGGUGGGGACUACAGCUCGCUCAUUGUUAGCACAGGGGAGGAGGCCAUGGAAGAGGAAGAGGAAGCCAAGGGAGAAGGCAAAAGCUCAGAGUGGGUGGAGUACUUGGAGAAGGAGCUCGGGUUGUGCGGAGCCAGCGAGGAGAACGACGGUAUCAAUCAAGAGAGCCUCAUGAGGGAUGCAGCCGAGCAGCAAAUGGAGAUGGAGGAGGAAGAUCCAGUGUCCAGUUAUUUCCACAAGGAUCUGGUCUCCACCUGUCCCUUUGGAUCCUGUUGACUGGAGAAUGGCUCGAUACACUACCUUAAGACUAUGAGAGAGACAGAAAGCGUCUCAAUGCAUUUCCACAUUGGGAUCCUGUUGACUAGAGAAUGCCUUCAUACACUGUCUCAAGACUUUGAGAGAGAGUGUCUUAUCGCAUUGUCUUGAACUGGACUUACACAUGCAUGCAGUGAUGUAAAAGUCCCAAACUAAUGAACUAAUUAUGAUUGUUACUGCAAA